Molecule: messenger RNA, 2823 nt
Organism: Trichoderma aggressivum f. europaeum
Lineage: Eukaryota; Fungi; Ascomycota; Sordariomycetes; Hypocreales; Hypocreaceae
Product: CAZyme family GH31
Exons: 1
Coding region: 1-2823 (940 amino acids)
Biological process (GO): carbohydrate metabolic process; N-glycan processing
Cellular component (GO): glucosidase II complex
Molecular function (GO): alpha-glucosidase activity; carbohydrate binding
Source: RefSeq, a predicted model, not a curated record
AUGAUGAAGUGUCCAGUGGCUGUCAAGGAACACGACUUCAAAAAGUGCGCCCAGGCUGGGUUCUGCAAACGAAACCGUGACUAUGCGGAUAAAGCGGCUUCCCAGAGCUCGACGUGGACCUCUCCCUAUCAGGUCACCCUCGGCUCGCCUUCUCUGAAAGACGGCCAGAUCCAGGCUGUCAUCCUCAAAUCGAUCAAUGCCGCGGGCGAAAAGGUCCGACUGCCGGUUACAAUCUCGUUCCUCCAAUCGGGUGUUGCUCGUGUCACCAUUGACGAGGAGAGACGCCAGAACAAGGAUAUUGAGCUGAGGCACGGCAGCGUCGCAAGAAAAGAGCGCUACAAUGAGGCCGCUAAAUGGUCCAUUGUUGGCGGCCUGGAACCGGAUCUGAAGGCCGAAAUUGUCCACCAGGAUGACUCCCAGAUCAAUGUCCAGUACGGCCCUGAGGGCAAAUUUGAGGCCGUCAUCAAGUUGUCGCCCUUUGCCAUCGAUUUCAGGAGAGACGGUGCUUCUCACAUCAAAUUCAACGAGCGUGGCCUGUUCAACUUCGAGCACUGGAGACCAAAGAUCGAAAGGCCCGAGGGAGAGGAGAACCCUGAAGAAGAUGAAGGCACUUGGUGGGAUGAAACCUUCGGUGGAAGUACAGAUACCAAGCCUCGUGGCCCUGAAAGUGUCGCCCUGGAUAUUUCGUUCCAUGGAUACGAGCAUGUCUACGGUAUCCCUGAGCACACUGGACCUCUCUCUUUGAAGCAGACCCGAGGCGGCGAGGGCAACUACGAUGAGCCGUAUCGCAUGUAUAAUGCCGACGUCUUUGAGUACAUUCUCGAUAGCCCUAUGACUCUUUACGGAUCAAUCCCCUUCAUGCAAGCUCACCGCAAAGAUUCCUCAGUUGGUCUCUUGUGGCUCAAUGCUGCUGAUACUUGGGUUGAUAUCAUCAAGACCAAGGGUAGCAGCAACCCUCUCAGUCUGAAUGCCGAAGCCCCAGGCAGUACUCAAACUCACUGGAUCUCUGAGGCUGGUAUUCUUGACACCUUUGUCUUCUUGGGCCCUACUCCUCAAGACAUCUCCAAGAAGUAUGGCGAGCUGACCGGAACUACCGCUAUGCCUCAAGAAUUUGCCCUCGGAUAUCACCAGUGCCGAUGGAACUAUAUUUCCGAAGAUGACGUCAAGGACGUGGACCGCCGAUUUGACAAGUGGCAGAUCCCCUACGAUGUCAUCUGGCUGGAUAUCGAGUACACUGAUGAGAUCAAGUACUUUACCUUUGAUCCUCAUUCGUUCACUGACCCCAUUAGCAUUGGCAAGCAGCUGGACAGCCAUGGCAGAAAACUUGUGGUCAUUAUCGAUCCCCACAUCAAGAGAGUCGACAACUACCCGAUUAAUGAGCAACUCCAAUCUUUGGAUCUUGCCGUUCACGACAAGGACGGCAAAAUCUAUGAGGGCGACUGCUGGCCCGGCCUCUCAAACUGGAUUGACUGCUUCAACCCCAAGGCUCGCGAAUGGUGGAAGACUCUACACAAGUACGAGAACUUCAAUGGUACGAUGGAGAAUACUUUCAUCUGGAACGAUAUGAAUGAGCCCUCAGUCUUCCAUGGCCCUGAGACUACCAUGCCCAAGGACAACCUUCACUUUGAUGAUUGGGAGCACCGAGAUGUUCACAACCUGAACGGAAUGACCUACCACCACUCUACCUUUGAAGCUCUCAAGAGCCGUAAGAAGGGCGAGUUCAGACGCCCCUUUGUGCUUACUCGCGCUUUCUUCUCUGGCUCUCAGCGCUUCGGCGCCAUGUGGACGGGCGAUAAUCUGGCGGACUGGGGCCACCUCCAGACCUCUAUUACCAUGCUUAUAAACCAGGGCAUUUCUGGAUUUCCAUUUUCCGGUGCUGAUGUCGCUGGCUUCUUUGGAGAUCCCGAAAGCGAAUUGAUUACUCGUUGGUACCAGACGGCUGCGUUCUACCCAUUCUUCCGAGCCCACGCUCACAUCGACACUCGUCGCCGUGAGCCAUACCUGCUGGGUGAUCCAUACACUGCCAUUGCGACUGCAGCGUUGCGACUCCGAUACUCACUCCUUCCCUCAUGGUAUACUACUUUCUUCUACGCAAAUCGCGAUGGCAGUCCUAUUCUCCGCCCAAUGUUUUGGACGCAUCCUUCUUCGGAGGGAGGCCUGGCAAUUGAUGACCAAUUCUUCCUGGGAUCUACUGGUCUGCUCGUCAAGCCGAUUGCAGAGAAAGACAAGUACUCCGCCGACAUCUGGAUCCCCGACGAUGAGGUUUACUAUGAUUACUUUACGUACAAGACGGUGAAGACGCAAGAGGGCAAGCACGUCACUCUUGACGCUCCAAUUGAUCGCAUACCAAUGUUGAUCCGAGGAGGUCACGUCAUCACGCGCCGUGAUAUUCCCCGUCGCUCAAGCGCUCUCAUGCGUUUCGACGACUACACUCUAGUAAUCUCCGUUUCCAAGAAUGGCGAGGCUGAGGGAGAGCUGUACGUCGAUGAUGGUGAUAGCUACGAUUAUCUGGACGGACAAUACAUCUACCGGAAGUUCACCCUGACGCCCAAUGUCCUCUCUUCGACCGAUGCUGAGGGACGCGACACAAGGAAGAUCAAGCCCGGCAAGUGGCUCAAGGCUAUGCGAGAUGUCCAUGUGCAAAAGAUCAUCAUUGUCGGUGGCACUCCUGAUGUGUGGAAUCGACAGGAGGUGCAAGUCCAAUCAGAAGGACGCACCUGGUCUGCCAACGUGGACUACCACGCUGCCGACGGAGCUUAUUACGCAGUCAUCAACCGCGUGGGAGUUCGCGUUGGAGAAAACUGGAGCAUCAAGCUCGAUUAA